Molecule: messenger RNA, 4880 nt
Organism: Colius striatus (speckled mousebird)
Lineage: Eukaryota; Metazoa; Chordata; Aves; Coliiformes; Coliidae
Gene: ENTPD5
Product: ectonucleoside triphosphate diphosphohydrolase 5 (inactive)
Exons: 14
Coding region: 463-1749 (428 amino acids)
Biological process (GO): nucleoside diphosphate catabolic process
Cellular component (GO): membrane
Molecular function (GO): UDP phosphatase activity; GDP phosphatase activity
Source: RefSeq, a predicted model, not a curated record
CGCCGCACAAGAGCGGGCAGAGAGCCGCUCCGCGGCUGCGGUAACGUCGCGGGCCGCGCCUGCGUCCGCUGCGCGGGGAGGGAGCCGCCCCGGGGAGAUGUCGGACAGCGGCGUGAGACCCUCGGAAGCCGAGAGGUCCGAGGCGUUUCCGUUACUGCCCGCGGCGCUGCGUCCGGGGGCGGACGGAAGGACGCCCUGCCUUGGUAGAACGCAGCUGGGUCGCCGAUGAGAGAGAGACGUGUUUCCACUGGGGGUUAUGCUUAGCGUUACCGGCACCGGCUUCGGGAAGAGAGCACGGGACCCCGGGGCCGUGCUUGGCGCUGGCGGGGCACAGAGAGAGGCGGCAGAGACUUUUGCUUGGGGAGCAAAAACGAAGCUAGGAGCAAUCUUCAGGCGUAUUCACUGACCUACUGCAGCUCUGUGAUUGAUCCGUGCUUGACUACCUCAAGGAGUCCUGGCAAGAUGGUAUCUUCCAGAUCUCUCAUCCUUCUAGCACUGGCAUUUUCCUCUUUGUCCCUUGUUCUUCCGCAUUCAAACAGAGAGAUGUGGUUUCAGGAUUUCAUUCCACCUAACGUGUGCCCUAUAAAUGCCAAAGCCAACACGUUUUAUGGCAUAAUGUUUGACGCAGGAAGCACUGGGACAAGGAUUCAUAUUUACACCUUUGUGCAGAAGAGCCCAGAAAACCUUCCAGAGCUGGAAGGGGAAAUCUUUGAAUCUGUGAAGCCAGGUCUUUCUGCAUAUGCUGAUCAGCCUGAAAAGGGUGCUGAAUCUGUCAAAAGAUUGCUGGAUAUGGCCAUAGAUGCUGUGCCACCUCAUCUCUGGAAGAAGACUCCAGUAGUGUUAAAAGCCACAGCUGGACUGCGCUUGCUGUCAGAAGAGAAAGCUCAGGCUCUGCUUUUGGAGGUGAAAGAAGUCUUUGAGGAAUCACCGUUUCUUGUUCCAGAGGACAGUGUUAGCAUCAUGGAUGGAUCUUAUGAAGGAAUUUUAGCCUGGAUCACUGUGAACUUCUUGACAGGGCAGCUGUCUGGCCAGAACCAGCAUACUGUUGGGACUCUGGACCUGGGAGGAGCCUCAACCCAAAUUACAUUCCUGCCACGAUUGGAGGAAACUUUGAAAGAAACCCCUGAGGAUUUUCUUACCUCAUUUGAAAUGUUUAACAGCACCUACAAGCUCUAUACCCACAGCUAUUUGGGGUUGGGACUAAAAGCUGCCAGACUAGCAACGCUUGGAGCUUUGAAUAUGGAAGUUGUGGAUGGACAGAUGUUCCGCAGUUCUUGUCUGCCAAAGCAGCUGGAGGCAGAGUGGCACUUCGGAGGAGUGAGGUACUGGUAUGGUGGCAACAAAGAAGGAGAAACGGGAUUCAAGCCUUGCUACCUGGAAGUACUCAAGGUUGUCAAAGGAAAACUGCACCAACCAGAUGAAAUUCGUGGAAGUUCUUUCUAUGCUUUCUCCUAUUACUAUGACCGAGCAGCUGACACCAACCUAAUUGAUUAUGAACAGGGAGGCAUUUUGGAAGUGAGAGAUUUUGAAAGAAAAGCCAAAGAAGUCUGUGAUAACAUGGAGAGGUACAACUCAGCCAGUCCUUUCCUCUGCAUGGAUCUUGCUUACAUCACUGCUUUACUAAAGGAAGGGUUUGGAUUUAGGGACAACACACUCUUACAGUUAACGAAGAAAGUGAACAACAUAGAGACAAGCUGGACUUUGGGUGCGACCUUUCACCUCCUGCAGUCUUUGGGGUUAACCUAUUGAACUGUGAUAUUCCUCUGGACUUCAGCAUCUCUAAAAGGCUGAGAAAGCAAAUUGAAAUCUCCAGGUACAUGGAGAUUCAUCUGGAGCUGGUCACAAAGCAGAGCAUGGACCAAAGCUAUAAAACAGACCUUCACUCAGCAUUGGCAUCAUGCAUAAUGAGAGUUGCUGCAGAUGAUUUAUAAUUGUGAUUGCCAUGAAUGAUCCAGAAGCUGCCUUCAGAAAGUCCACAGGCCUGAACGCCAGCAGAGUAGCUGCACAGGGCCCAAAGCCAGCUUUCACCAGCACGUUUGUGUGGCAUCCCAUUGCUAGAAGCACUGAGUUCCUGGCGUGUGGUGGCAGACGACAGACACGUGACUUCCUCUCCUCCUUUUGAAACCUACAUAACUUAAGUUUGCUAGUGAGAUGUUAAAUACAGAAAUUACAGAUGGCAUCAACAGUCAUUCAGAGAAAAGUGAGCAACUUUGGAUGCUGCCAGGGUUCUAAGUACUCAGCUCUUAGCUUAACUUAUGCACUGCACAAAGAUGCAAGUUUUUGAGAAGCAGCUGCUAUAAGCACACUUUGGCAUGGUUUUGGGAAAGGCUGUAAAACACAGGUUGUAACUUAGCAAGCUUUUAUUCAGACAGCAGUUGUUUCCUAAGCAGAAUGUGUGCUUGACUGUGUUCCUUUUUGGUGCCCUUCAUGAGCCUGUGCAGCUAUACUGUUGGCAGCCAGACCUGACAACCUGACUCCUUUAGCUUGUGCUUAUAACACAGUUGUACUGCACAACUAAGCAGCAGUGCCAACUGUUAAAACUGCACUGCCAAAAGAAAUGCCUGACACAUCCCACCCACAAGGACAUGAUGGGUGCAGUCAGCUGAAAUGGCUGAUACGAUAGCUCACUCUGACUGCCCAGAGCCACUCUGCUCCUCUGCUCUCAGCAAGGCCCUCCCACAGCCACCUUUCCUCUGCUGCUGUGUUCCUCAGGUUCUUCGAUGAAGCAAUUCAUGACACCAAACCUGAGUUAAAUCAGCUCACCAUUUGUCAAGUCGAGUGCUAGCACAAGGGAAAUAAGCACUGCUGGGCCAGCGAGCUGUCAGACCACCACAGCCCAUUUUGUCAGUGAGCUCUAAGGUGUGGUUUCCCAUCUGAAAGUUUGGUCUCAUCUUUUCCUGAGCUCACGUUGGGAACCUUCUCCAAAUGCAGAGCUGUGGUGAAAGAAGUUGGUUUUUCAGUAGUUUUAUAGACAAAAUAGGGAGAGAGUGGAAUUAGCAUCAGAAACGAGGAAAACAAGACCAGAAGUAGCUUUAUUUUCUUAUCCCUUGUCCCUUUUGUUUUAAACUUCAUCUCUCUUUAAUAUACUGGAGUUGGAGCCAUAACAUGAUAUUUGCAGCCUUGCAUUGCUCUGGAAGGAUUUUAUAUAUAUACAGCAAGGCUUUAGGAACAUUGCAGCCAGUGAAGAGGCUGAACACCAUACUGUCAGGCAGUUGCAGUCAAUGAUGUGCUGUGACACACCUUUCUCACUUCCAUAAACCGGAAGGCUGUUGUCAUGCUGCCUUCUCUGCAAACUGGACUUGAAAACAAUUGGCAGUUCCCAGCAAGAAGACAAAGUAGCACAUUCAUGCCCUCACUAACCUUGUCAGACAGGCUCAAGACUUAGAAAUUUGCUUCACUGUGAAGAUCAGUUCAUUUCCUCUAGUUUGCAGUGUAAGUUGGGCUGUGGGUGCUGAAGCUACAUAUCUCAGCUCAUACCUCGGGUUUUACAGCGCCACGGUGCGGGGUGUGCUUUGGAUUGAACAAGCUCAGUCAGCAGCAGGCGUCCAGGUGUUCGGAAGGGAGCUUACCUGUACUUUCCCCCACCACUGGCACCUUGCUGUAAAUUCAGGCUGUUGUUUUGACAUAUGAAGUACUCAUCCUACCUGUAGCAUCUCCUGCCCAGUCUGGUUUGAGAUCCAUGUUGGGAAAUUCCCCAAUGUGGCGCCAAACUUAUGUACUGUACUCAGGAUAAGCUUCUGUUUCAGUGUGAAGAAAGCAGUUUUGGCCUCUUCUCAACCAAGAAGUGGUUAUUCUUAUUCCCCUCCUCAUGUUUGGCAAAGCUUGGCAUGCUUUGCACAGCAAGGAGACUGCAAACACACACGUUUUGUUUUCAGUGAGCACUUGUCUUCACCUAGGUAUUCUCAGAGCAGGCAAGGCAGGAUGCAGUGAUUACUGGCCAGGCUGCAUUGCUCCUGACAAAUAACUAAUUUAAUAAUCCAAAACUCUUAUUUCAGUCUGAGCCUGCUAUGACAAACCCUUAGUAGGUCUCGGGGCUCAGAGCCGUGAGCAGGGAGGCUGUAUUUGAAAAGGAAGGGAAGGUGGGACAUUCCCUGUUAAGGAACAAGCAACAGCGGCGUCUCUGUCAACUGAAUCAGUGCGAGCCCUGAGGACUACUGAAGGGUUUGAGUUUUACCUCAAGGGAGAAUGGUCCAGCACAAGACAGGUACCAUGCAGAGGAAGUUUCUUUUCUGUAUUCUUUGCCUCAGGCUCUGGUACCACAAGAACUGGUGCUUUCAAGUGUAACAGCUGCUUUCUAGUACCAAAGUGGCAUUAAAUCUGAAUGCUCAGGGCCUUCCUUUGUCAGUGACACAAUUCAUUGACUCAAGCAAAACUGCUGCUCUGUAUCUGGGGCCUGAUCCUGCACAUCAUGAAAGAACUAAAAACUCUCCUCAAAGGUUUCUUUUGCAAGAAAUUGCAGAAUUGAGCCCCUCUGCUGUUUACUCAAGGUGAGUGGGGGAUCAAGAGAAGCCAGUCAAGUCCUCGCACUUACCCUAGUGCAAUGAGAUUAUUUAUUAACUAAAGACUAAGCAGCUUUUUAGAAGAGUUCUACUUGCAGCCCUGAUCUUUAUCUCAUCCUUUGUAAUGUCUUUUAGCGUGUCACUAAAAGGAACUGCCUAAUAUGAGUGACUGAAGAAGCACAAGCAAUGCCUUCCAGUUCAAAACUUAUGUUUCAUUUUUUCUGAUGUUAAUUCCUGAUUCUGGUGAACCCUGUAUAUAAAUACUGCCCUGGCCAGUGCUCACUUAAUGUUGCAAGUGUCUAAUGCAAAAGGCUGGUGUUUGCAACCUAAGACAGAAUAUCUUGAAAAUCUAUUUUAGUAAUUAAAGCUUUUUUAACAGUA